UUUGUUAACUAAUAUGUUUAAAUAAAUAUUUAUUUUAUUUGAGAAUAAAAUUAAUAAAAAGAAAUAAAGGAAACAAUGUCACAAAUAUCGAGGCAAAGGAGGUUCAAAAGAGCUGCUCUGCUCACCAAAAGAUCCCAAUGUUUAGGAAGGUAUCCCAGGAACAGAGGCUGCAUGGCAUCAUACGAAUAUUUAAGAAGUAACAACAGUUGUUUAGCAAAGGCUCUUUCUAAACAAAAAGAAAAACGACAACUCUUAUUCUCACAAAAUGUUGCUUUAUUAGCAGAAGUUCAAGAUUUGAGUUCAGCUUGUAUUAAACGCGAAAAUACGAUAAUUAAUGCAUUACAAAAUGCUAAAGAAAUGCUCAAAAUGUUAGUCUCAUUGACCCAAUUUGUAACACAUACAAUCGCUUCCUGUCAAGAAUUUGCAUCUUCCACGAAUACGAGCGUACGAAUGUCCUGCAAUCCAUUUUCUAAAGGAGAAAAUACAAGGAUGUCAGUUAAACAACCAACUAAAGGAAUAGUUAAACCAAUGGUAAGUGGGCAUACGAUAACAAAGCCCACUAUUAAUUUGAGUCGAGUAAAUAUGCAACGUUAUAACAAUUCAAACAACUUGAGUACUAUAGAAGAAGUAUCUUCACCGGUUGUGAUAUCUCCUCCAAAUUCAAGUACAAACGAGGAUAGCUCUUCUACUUCUGUUUCUUUUAGAAGACGAGCAAGAAACGCCGAUGGUCGCAUUUGUAGAAUGCCAGAAAGGUUGAACAUUUCUUCCCCCAGAACUAGCGAUGAAGAUGAGCGACGAUUUAGUAAACGAAAAAGUAGGCAUUCAGGAAAACCACCUGAGAAACGUUCAAAAUCCAAGUCUAAUAGAUUGUCGGCAUCGAUGAAUGGAGAAAGCACUGAUUUGAUGACAAGUGUCCGUGUCAUGUUGAACGAUGUUUCCAAUUGUUUACAGAAUUCUCCAACUAUUAAUAUUCGAAGGCUGAGUUCGACGAAAUAUAACGUCGCUAAUGGUAAUAACAUAGAAAUGAAUAAUUCGACGAAUAAUGUAUCUGAUCGACGAAAUAAAGAUGUUAUAAUUAUUUCGAAAAGACAAUUAUCGACAGACUUUUCGGAUGAAAAUAGUAAUAACACUGUAGAAAAUAAUAAUACAAGGAUUACAAAUGAACAGCCCGAAUUAAAUGUUCAAGAAAAUAGCAGAGAUGAUAGUCUUCAUGAAGUAUCCAACGAGAACGAUCCACUCGAAGGUCCAAGCUGGUUAUUAGAUAGUUAUAAUAGUAACUCAUCUUUGAUAUCAAAUACAAGGAUAAAUAGUAGUAGCGAAGUAAAGGAUUGUAAUAAUAAAAGAGACGAUACUAAUAAGACUUCCACAAUGCAAUGCAAUAGCGAUAGCGAUAGUGAAAUCGAUAGUGAUAGCAAUAACAACGAAGAAGAUAAUAACGUAUCUAAUAAUUCCAAUUGUAAAAAAACAUUAUAUAAAUCUUGUCAUUUGGAAAAAGGAGAUGAUGUUUUAAAUUAUUUUGAAAAAGACGAUAACAAAAUGGAAGAACAUAAUAAUAUCAAUAAGGAUGGAUUUGUGACACAAAAACGUGGAAAUUCUAUCGAAGUUAUGGACGAAGAUAUCGACGAUUUUACUUUAAUGCAUAUGCGACGAAAAGUUAAAAAUGUAUCUUUUGAUAUAAACGAUUUAAAAUUGCCCGUUUUAGAAGAUACCGUUGUAGAAUCCGUAGUUAAAACAGAAAUGGAACCUGAGAUGACGGAAAAUUUAGGAAAUUUGCAGGAUAUUAGUGAAAUUCCAUUGAUCUUUAAUAAUAAUAUCUGCAAUGAUGAUGAUUCAUUGAUAGAACAGAAUACGGUUAAACUUCCUCCACUUUCAAAUACUGCUAUCGAUUGUACGAUACCAGUGGUAGAUAUAUCAUUUGAUAAACAUCGACAAACAAAAUUAAGAAAAACAAGUCAAUCCUUGAACAUAGGUCAUCAUUUUGAAAGUAUAACUUCACGUAAGACGGGCACAAAGAGAAAAGAGAAGAAAUCUGUAAAUAAAAAAGAUCCAAGUACCGCCAAAGUUAUAUUACAAAAACUUCCGCGUGAUAAAGAUUUACACGCUAAAUCGCAGUCAUUUUCCUUAGAAGAAAUAUUAUCACAGAAUUCUAGCAUUUUGUCACAAAAGACCCUACAUUCUCCAUCGUUGAAAAAUUCUAGUGAUUCUGAAAGUGAUACAGGAAGCACAAACUUAAGUACUUCUUAUGAACGUCCUAAAAGACAAAAGGCACCACAAAAUCUUAAGGAACCAAAUUUGAGAAAAAAGUUAAGAAGAUACAAAUGAAUAUUUAUAUAUAUAUAUAUCUAUGUAAAAGAACAAAAAGAAAGAAGAUAUUUAAGAAAAUAUUUAUAAACAGUAAAAUACAAUGCAAACAAUGUGAUUAAACACUACAAAGUGAUGAAAUAUGCUGUUAAACACAAAUGACCCUCCAAUGACUGCGAUUUAGCGUGUAAGUCUUUAUCACGUGGAAGUUUUUGUAGUAUAACUUUAGCGGUGCUUGGAUCUUCUUUUUAUUUCAAAAGUUUCAUCUCUUUCCUCUUUUUUACCGCUUUUCGUGAAGUUAUACUUUCAAAAUGUAAAAAAAAUACAAUGUAACAUAUAAUGUUAGAACAGCACAUUUAAUCACUUUGUAGUGUAUUUUGCUGAACUUUUAUAAGAAAAAAAAUUCAUCAUUACAAUAGAUUUAAAAAGAGAUAAUAUUAUAAUAACUGUGAACAUUAUUCUAUAGUAAUUAUGUAAUAUUUAAUAAAUGUAUUUUAACAGUUACUAAAAAUUACAAUAGCAAUAAAAUGACAAAAGUUGGACAAAUUCUUCUAUAAAAUAAAAUCAUAUAAAUCGCAUUUUACUGUAAAGUAAAUCAAACGAAUAUAUGUAAUACAGUAAUUUUAAUAAUCAUUUCAAUUCAAUGAAAGUUUCUGUAAAAUAUUUGUGCCCAUAAUUAUGAAAGUGAUCUAAGUCAAAAUUAAAAAAAAAAAAAUUAUUCUCCUCCACUUCUUCUGAUUGAUCCUCUGAAAUAUCUGUUAGUCCAAUUUCAGGAUCAAAAUUAUCUUGGUCGAUAUACGAAAGGUCUUCUCUUAUAUUUUUUGUCUUCUCAAAUUUUAGGUAUUUUCAUACGUCUCGGCAUUUUUAGGAUAAAGUUACAAAAUUAGAUCAAAAUUGUAGAUUAAUUAUACACACCUGCUCGCUGUAUCCUUAUAUAAUAUAUAGAACAAUAAUUCGUUAUAUUUUCUCUCUCUAUUCUCUUAACACGGUAUAACCGUCUCUCUUUUCAAAAUUUUCAAUUUAUUUUAUUUAUUUUACUAUUCCUUCUUAUCUUCACUAACCUUUUUUUUAUUCUGUUUCUUCUAUUCUGUUUACUUUAUGUAUUUAUCACGGUAUAACCUUCAUCUUUUUUUUUUCAAACCUUUUAGUUAAUAUUAUGUUUAUGUUGUCACAUUUAACUCUCUCACAAUAAUCUACUUUCGAUGAUAAAUUCGAAAUACAUGAAUAUCGUCUAAAGGAAAACAUUUUACAAAUUUUAAUAUAGAAAUUAAAUCCAUUAGUCAAUCUCAUAGUCUUCGUAGGAGCAUUUUGACGCAUGCGCAGAACUAUCACGUGACUUCGGUACCACCUUUCGGCACGCUCGUAAUUUAAAUAUGAA
Messenger RNA from Polistes dominula (European paper wasp), 3679 nucleotides. RefSeq lists its product as uncharacterized. Gene Ontology annotation, cellular component: nucleus; chromosome, centromeric region. Lineage: Eukaryota; Metazoa; Arthropoda; Insecta; Hymenoptera; Vespidae. The record is from RefSeq and is a predicted model, not a curated record. Gene Ontology annotation, biological process: meiotic chromosome segregation.